This is a messenger RNA of Perkinsus marinus ATCC 50983, 291 nucleotides long. RefSeq lists its product as hypothetical. NCBI's taxonomy places the organism in Eukaryota, Perkinsozoa, Perkinsida, Perkinsidae. The record is from RefSeq and is a predicted model, not a curated record. The transcript has 2 exons. The annotation marks the transcript as partial.
AUGGCAGAGGUGGAAGGCGACACUACAGACAUCGUUGCGGGUGAGGACUACGAGGACCUAGCCCACAUGAAGGGCCCCGAGCCUGAAGUAGCCCGGGUUAUGGAUACUGAUGAGGUCAAGGCGAGGAGGAGGGAAUGGAAGGCCAGGGAAUUCAGGCAAUAUCUGGUGGACGCUGGUUUGGUUGACGCAAUUGUGAAGAUGUUCGUGGGUCUAUUAGAAGCUGACCAACUACCUCAUCUGGAUGGCAGCCGUCCAGAGACCCACCACGACAUGGGGAAUAGGAUACUCACA